Leucoraja erinaceus (little skate) is the source of this 5872-nucleotide messenger RNA. It is a transcript of the gene rasgef1ba, whose product is annotated as RasGEF domain family, member 1Ba. Gene Ontology annotation, molecular function: guanyl-nucleotide exchange factor activity. Gene Ontology annotation, biological process: Ras protein signal transduction; positive regulation of GTPase activity. The record is from RefSeq and is a predicted model, not a curated record. Gene Ontology annotation, cellular component: plasma membrane. The transcript is spliced from 14 exons. Bases 389 to 1807 code for a protein of 472 amino acids. NCBI's taxonomy places the organism in Eukaryota, Metazoa, Chordata, Chondrichthyes, Rajiformes, Rajidae.
UUGACUGCAGUAGCUGGUGUGCGUGUGUUUGCACCAAGGCUCGCAUCCUUCAGGAGGCUGGCUGGCUUCUGCCCACUCCAUUUGAACGCUGGCGUGUCACUCAAGCGGGAAGCCCGGGGCAGGCACAUGUGCACUGAGCAAAAACAACAGAAGUCAGUCGCAGCUUGCCGAGCUUCGUGAAGACGGAUUGCAGCUAUUUGUGAAGCUGAAAGUGAAAGCCGCGUUGUAAACUGCUGGGCUGAAUUGCGAGAAGUCACGAGUAAAUGAACGACUGCGUUGCCAGCGUGAAAUCAACCAUUGGUUUUUUGCCUCAUUUAUUUGGGAGUCUUGAAAUUUGGUGUCUGUAAUAUUCUUUAUUGGCUAUAGCUGUGCACUUCCUGAAGGAAAAAUGCCGCAAACACCUACCUUUGCAGCCAUGUUUAACAGCAGUGGUUACAGCCGGCAUCUUUACGUAACCAGAGAAGGUAAUUGUGGAGGCUUGUUUUACCAAGACAACAACCUUGUGUCAGGGUCUCUGGAGGCACUGAUCCAACACCUUGUACCAACAGCGGACUACUAUCCUGAUAAGACAUACAUAUUUACAUUUCUUUUAAGCUCCCGUCUUUUCAUUCGACCUUAUGAACUUCUAGCAAAGGUUUGCCUUAUGUGCAUCGAACAACAGAGACUGAAUGAGACCAUUUUGGAUAAGGCCAAGAUAAGGAAAUUUGCGCCUAAAAUAGUCCAGCUUUUGUACAAUUGGACUGAAACAUUUCCCUAUGACUUUCGAGAUGAGAGGAUGAUGAGAAACCUGAAGGACAUGACCCACAGGAUAGCGGCAAUGGAUGAGCUCCAUCGGAAAUCUGUGCAGCAAAUGACUCAGAAUUUGAUCAGGAAGCUUGCUGCCCUUAACCAGUAUGAGGAAGUUCUCUCAAAAUUAAAUGCCUCGGCCACCGACAGAUUAACUGUGCUAAGGACCAAACCACAAUCCAUCCAGAGAGACAUAGUGACCAUCUGCAAUGAUCCAUACACUUUAGCUCAGCAGCUAACACAUAUAGAACUGGAACGACUCAGUCAUAUCGGACCUGAAGAAUUUGUCCAGACAUUUGCACACAAAGAUCUUUUGGACAACAACAAGUCCUGCAUUAAUGAUCUGAAGAAAACAAGCAACCUGGAAGCCUAUGUGGAGUGGUUUAACAGACUGAGCUAUCUGGUAGCAACAGAGAUCUGCAUGCCUGUGAAGAAGAAGCACAGGGCACGGAUAAUAGAAUAUUUCAUAGACGUUGCUCGUGAGUGCUUUAACAUCGGCAACUUCAAUUCCUUGAUGGCAAUUAUUUCCGGCAUGAAUAUGAGCCCAGUUUCCAGAUUAAAGAAAACCUGGUCUAAAAUCAAAACAGCCAAAUUUCAUAUCCUUGAGCAUCAAAUGGAUCCAUCCAGCAACUUCUACAAUUACAGGACGGCUUUACGAGGAGCAGCUCAGAGAUCAACGACAGCCCAUAGCACCCGGGAAAAGAUUGUAAUUCCGUUCUGCAGUCUAUUGAUCAAGGACAUUUACUUUUUAAACGAGGGUUGUGCCAACCGUUUAAUGAAUGGACAUGUCAAUUUUGAGAAAUUCUGGGAGCUGGCAAAGCAAGUCAGUGAGUUUAUGACCUGGAAACAGAUGGAGUGUCCUUUUGAGCGUGAUCGUAAAAUCCUUCAGUACCUUCUCACUGCCCCUGUGUUCUCUGAAGAUACACUUUAUUUGGCAUCCUAUGGAAGUGAAAGCCCGGAGAAUAAUGUUGAAAAGGAGAGGUGGAAGACUUUAAGGUCAAAUUUUCUAUCUAGAGUUUAGCCUCAACAUAAAGUGCUUUAUAAUUGGCACCAACAUACAAUGUUUUUCAACAACUGAUUUUCAAGAGCAAGAGACUUGGACAGCAGUGGAAUAAAAGUUGUGCACGAAGAACAAUGAAUCUCAAUCGGAGUGAAACAGAGAUUGGAAGCCUAUUUCACUGGUCAUAGACUACAUGCAAACAUUUUUUGGGUUCUGCUGGCUGUUAGUAAUUUCAUUGUGAACUGAGAAUCUCAGAGUUGAGAGUGUGGGUACACCUGGUUGCAAACCUCCAUAUUAACUGGUCUGGUGGACGGAUCCCUGAGAUUUGCGGCUGGUUACUCUGCAGUUUCAGACAGAACCUCAGGCCUGGGUGCUGGUCUCCACCUGGUCUUAUAGCUAUUGGGAUCAAAAUGACCUGAGAUGGCUGCGGGUCAGUAUCAUCGGGAAAAAAAGCUAAUAUAAUAAUGUUCAUGACAAUGGUCAUACAUAUAUUGUACCGGAAUGCAAUAGAUUUGUAUGAUAUGGCAAGUUAGUUAAAUCCAUGACCAAACUGUUUACAUAGAACAUACUGUAAAUAUCUCAUGUUGAAGUAUCAGUUACAUCUAGGUAGGCUUUGGGAUACUCUGAGAUUUAAAGUAACUCUGAAGAAUUAAAAUGGUAGAAUGUUAUUUUGGUAUUUGUUUGUAAGAAUUAAAACAACAUUUUGGAUUAUUUUAUAAAAUGUUUAGUAAUCACCAUAUACUUGAAUAUUGUCACAAAGACAGGGAUUUUCUUGACAGGAAUACUUGCAAAAUUGUUGAUUAAAUUGUAAUCCGUCAUUUAACCUGCAGAAGUCAACAUUCUGUGAGUCACAUCAGCAUUAGGAUUGUGCAAUAUCCUGCAUUGUGAAGCAUUUAUGACUUGCUUGCAAUAGGUGUAAGCAUUUAAAAAUAUUUAUUCCAAAUGCAUAAUGAAAGACAUGUGAACUCAGUAGAAAAAAAAAUGAACAUGGUUCUGAAAAGUUAGUGCCAGUGAUUCAUGACAAGAUAAUGUACAUGUUAUAAAGCAUGUGAAUGAUGGCUGAAUUUUGUACAUUUUCUUCCUGCCAUUAUCUUUUUUUUAAAAUAUUGUGGUUAACUUAUCUGUAUAUAACUUUUAUGCGUACAUCAUUAUGCAUUUUAAAUGCUUAGUUGCUGAGAAGGGAAUUUAAAAAAAUACUGUGGUGAUUUUGUAAAAUAAUGAAUCUUCUUUCACUGUGUAAGAUUAAUUUUAUACUGAAUUUUGGCGUAGUUCAAUCUAUAGAUUACUGAUGCAAUAGAGAGAAAAUUCCAGUCAUGCAUUAGCAGUUUGACAAUUUUAUGCAACAGUAGUGUUUUGUGUCAACAGUAUUGGUGAAUCUAUCUAUAUGUACGUCGAAUACUCCUGUGCAUCACUAUUGUGGGAUCCAAUGGCAGCAUUAAUACUAUACAGCAGGAAGGAUUGCACCAGCUCCCCACAUGAUGCAUGCUUUCAUCUGGGUGUCAACCCCACCAUAUACGGGAUUGAAAUACUACACCUUCAUACACAAGAUAGGAAUGCUAUUACUAAGCACUGCUAAAUGUGCGAUUGGUUGUUUGUGGACAGAGCAGAGAGGGCUUUUUACAUUAUAAAUACAAUAGGAAAAUAUGGUGAAUGCUGUCCUCCUGGACAGAAUACAUGGAAAAUUGUUACCUGAGCUUUUGUUGAACUGACCAAGCAUAUUAAAACAUAGUACAGCAGAGGAACAGGACCUUAAGCCCACAGUGUCUGUGUUGAACAUGAUGUUGUCAAAGACAUACCUGCCUGCAUGCAACCUCUAUCACUCCAUUCCCUGCAUAUCCACAUACCCAUCCAAAAGACACUUAAAUGUCACUGUUUUAUCUGUCUCCACUACUACCCCUGGCAGCAUGUUCCAGGCACGUUCUCAGCAUGUUCUGAGUAAAAACGUGCCUCGUAUAUCUCCUUUAAACUUUGCCCCUCUCACUAAAGCUAUACGAUAUGAUGGAACUUUAUAUUAUCCCAGGAGGGAAAUUGAUCUGCCAACAGCCAUAAAACCACAAGAUACAUGAAACGAGUGGAAAGGACUGGGGCAGUCUCCCCACCAAGCUAAUCCAAGCAUUAAUCUGGUAAACCUCCUCUGCACCUUUUCCAAUGCCUCCACAGUCUUCCUGUAUUGAGGCGACCAGAACUGUACGCAUUAUAAAAUGUUGUCUAUGCUGCAGGAAGAAAUGGACAACAUGCAAAACUGAAAUAAGUUCAUGUGAUAGGAGUUUAUCAGUGAAUCCAGUGAAUUUUACCAUGUUGAGCAUUGAAUUCUGUCAAUCAGAAUUAAAGUUCUUAGAGGGAAUUGCGCUUAUUUUAACAAUCACAAAUUACUGGAGUGGAAAGAGCAUACAAGUAAUAGACACGUUCAGCAUCCACAACAAUCCAGUUAGCCUUGAAAGUUCACUGUUUCCUGUCAACCAGGUAACAACAAAGAAAUGUGGUUCUUUUUCACAAUUACAGGUAAUAGUAAUUUUUGUGACACUUAAGUUUAUACAUUAGAGAGCGGAGGAGAUAGUAACAAGGAAUAGGCUGACCAGGGUCAUAGUAUACUGAUUGAAAAACAAAAUGAAUUAUAGUUUUAUUCAUAUCUCAUUUCUCACCAAACCUGUGGAAGUCACUUUGUAUUGUGAACCUAAAUUUAAGACUUUUGGAUUUGCGAAAGGUUAUGCUGUUUAGUUUUUAAAAAUGUAGACCACCUGGGCUCUAAACUAGGAACUAUAAAUUCCAUUAGAUUUUAAGGAACCCAUUGGACAAACUUGCAACAAAAAGAAACUUGCAUUAAUAAAAUAAACUGAUAUGUUUGUUUCCAGGAAACAUGGUGGAGUUGGUUGGCACCAUCAUCUUGGCUGUCAACAAAUAUCAACUCACCUCAACAUGUUUUUCUAAAACGUCUUUGUCAAAUUUUAACAAAUUUUCAAUGAAUGCUGGACAUUUGUUUUCAUUUGCAUCUCGUGUUCCCUGACUAUGUAGAGUCUCUCAAUAAAUGUUGCCCAUGUUCUGCAUUCAAUAUUUUCUGUAAGUGGAGGGAACGGUAGUCAUGUUAACAGGACAUAAUGAUUGGAAAUAAGAAAUAAACAGUUGAUAGAAUUUUGGUCAUUCUGGUUCUGCAUGUGAUUUUCUUUAAACAGAAUAGGUCUGGACACAAGCUUGAUGAACUGUUUCCACUUCACUGAUGGUUCAGGAGCUUCCAUUAAUGCCUUUCUCCAUCGAAAAACUUAAUGGAAACUAUUUCACUGAGAUUAGCAAUUGAAGUACAUGGAAUGUUGUGUAAAUCUUGUAGCUACUUGAUACAGAUCUAUUAAAUUUAGCAAAGAAUAUCUCCAGGGAGAUCAUUCUUUUUAUUAUCUUUUACAUUUGUCUCAUCUCUCAAUCUAGUCCUUACUUCUUUAUUUUGCUCCUUGUACUUGAUUUCCCAUUCAGUAGGGGGCGGCACACUAACGUAGUGGUAGGGUUGCUGCCAUACAGCGCCAGAGUCCUAGGUUCGAUCCUGACUACUGGUACUGUCUACAGAGUUUGUACAUUCUCCCUGUGACUGCAUUGGGUUUUCUCCGGAUGCUCCGGUUUCCACCUACACUCCAAAGACAUACAGGUUUGUAGGUUAAUUCGCUUAGGAAAAUUGUAAAUUGUCCCUGGUGUGCAGGAUAGUGCUAGUGUAUGAAGUGAUUGCAGUUGGCACGGACUCAGUAUGAUGAAGGGCCCGUUUCUGUGGUGUAUCUCAAAAAAUAUAUCUCAAGUAGCCCAAGCUAACUGAUCUAAUCUGCUCUGCAUGCCAUAUUGGUUAUUUGUAAUUAUAUAUAAUAAAUUGAGAUAUGUGGUUGCUUGGCUUGUGUCAACAGGUGGCAGAUGGUGUGGUGCCUACUGCACCAGUCAACAGAACAGAAUUUCCAAUGUAAAACAUAAGCGUUGUAAUGAACAAAUGUCAACAUAUUGGACAUCUCACCUUUGAAAGUAAAAUCAAGCUCAUUAAUGGAUACUUUGUAGAAUAUGCAAGCCCCAAUUUUCAAUCAAAACCCAUAACUAGUAUUAAAAACAAAUACUACAAUA